GUUGCCGUAGAGUAACGAGGCUGUGCAGUUUUCUGUGAUGACAGGUAAACAACGUGCUGGAAAACGACAUUGAGACUAGUUUAACCAAAGAAUUGGGAAGACACUGUGGAAAGACCUGACUGUGGAGCUCACCGAACCUGCAGGAUGUUUCCAGAAUUAAACAACAUUUUAAACACUAGCCCUGACAGAUGUGAGCAGGGUCAGUUCAUCCUGGUGUCAGACAGCAAGACAGACGGCACCUUCCUCAUUCAUCACUUCAUCUCCUUCUACCUGAAAGCGGGCUGCAGGGUGUGUGUCCUAGGUCUGGUGCAGUCCUUCAGUCACUACAGUGCAGUGGGCCAGAGACUGGGGGUGAGUCUGUCGCAGGCUCGUGAGAAGGGCCAGCUGGUGUUCCUGGAGGGGCUGCGAGGCUCUCUGGACGUGCUGCUGCAGGACGGGCCCAUCCCGGACACUGCUCAGCCUCUUGGCUUCCUCAGAUCCCCUGUCCCUGAGCUGCGGGGCCUCUUUGAGUUUGUGCAGUCGUCCCUGUCAUCCACGGAGGAGGAGCGUGCUGCCUGGGGUCCACCGGUACUGAUAGUGGAUGACCUGAGUGUUCUGCUGAGUCUGGGAGUCAGCCCUGGGGCUGUGCUGGACUUUGUGCAUUACUGUAGGGUAGCUGUGUGCACCAGGAUGCAGGGGAACGUGGUGAUGCUGGUCCACAAUGAGGAGGAGCUGGAGGACGAGGGCAGUGAGCUGCUGCUGCGCUCACUCACACUUCAGAGCAGCCUGACCCUGCAGGUACAGGGUCUUGCCACUGGCUACUGCAGGGACAUCCACGGACAGAUGGAGCUGAGAUGGAGGGGAGGCAGUCAGGGUCGGCCUGGGAGAGACCAGGUCAAGCUGUUCCAGUACAAGGUCCAGGACAAGGGUGUGUCUUUCUUCGCUCGGGGCACCUCCAGUGCAGUGCUGUGAGAGCAAGAGCAGGGCCUCAUGCAGCACCCCUUGGAGAAAGCGCACCCUGCUAGGCAGCUGUGGAAAGACAACCUACUGACUGACACCUCCUCCAAUCAAAUACCUGCUUCAUCCUUAUUUAACUCUACAGACAUGGCACAAAACACCAAUUAUAAAUGCUUGACCUAAUUGAGCCUAAACGGAUGCUUUUUUACCAUACAGGUGUCGGAAAUAUUGACUGGCAUGAGAUUCAGUGUGAUAUAAGUCUUGGCAGUGGUCAUUGCAGAAACCCAUUUGGGGGUAAAAUGAAGAACAAAUAUCCCACAUAGUCCUUCCACAUUGGUUGUAAAUAAAUAACUGUGCCUGUACACUUUCUUAUUAAAUUAUUUGCCUAAUUUUGAAGAGGUGAUACUACCAGGUAUCUUGGAUACUAAGAUAUCAUAAGUGGGGUUAACGGGCAGUACGUGUCUGUUUUUUGAAAAAAUGGUUAACAGUCUGGUGUUUUGAGACUGCUUUGUAUAUAUUUGUAGAAUGGACUAUUAGCACGCUGGGUAAAACAGGUAACAUGCAGCAGGAAUGGUUGAAUACUUCUUUGAGUCACUAGUGCUACCUUUAUUUGCCUUUAAUUCCACACCUACAGCAAAAAGUUUUGCAUCCCCUACAAUUUUAAGAUUGAGACUAAUUUAGAUAUUUUAUUUAACAUUAUGUAAUAAGAAACUACAAAAGUAUAUCACAAAAGUCUGCCAGAAGCCAAACAAUAUUCAGUAUUUCACCAUAGAUUUCAAAAUGUCCAUUUUUUUUUUUAUUGUUGUCAGUUUUUCAUUAAGUAUAUCAAAAACUACAAUGCGGUAUGCAAGUCAUUAUGUUAAUGUAACAUUAUUCAGCAGGUUUCAUAUGACUUCACAAAACAAAAUUUGUUAAUUCUAUGGGGUGACUUUUGACCAUUGCUGUAUAUCUGUAAAAGUUACCAGAGCAGAGCCUUCCCACUGCAGUGCCCGCCUACUGUACCAACUGUCAUAAUCACACCCUGUGAGAAAUAAGCAAGUGCAGGUUAAAUGGACACCUUGGGAUUGUACUGUUUAAAAAACAGACACAACGUAACUUUUCUGGAUUAAAACAAGUUUUAAAAAUAAAUACCAAUAUAA
Molecule: messenger RNA, 2075 nt
Organism: Polyodon spathula (Mississippi paddlefish)
Lineage: Eukaryota; Metazoa; Chordata; Actinopteri; Acipenseriformes; Polyodontidae
Gene: elp6
Product: elongator acetyltransferase complex subunit 6
Exons: 8
Coding region: 145-951 (268 amino acids)
Biological process (GO): tRNA wobble uridine modification
Cellular component (GO): elongator holoenzyme complex
Source: RefSeq, a predicted model, not a curated record